Aspergillus ruber CBS 135680 is the source of this 2832-nucleotide messenger RNA. Its product is annotated as putative RNA-binding protein (Nab3). Lineage: Eukaryota; Fungi; Ascomycota; Eurotiomycetes; Eurotiales; Aspergillaceae. The record is from RefSeq and is a predicted model, not a curated record. The coding region runs from base 1 to 2832 and encodes 943 amino acids. Gene Ontology annotation, molecular function: RNA binding. The transcript has 5 exons.
AUGACGCCCAGGUCCCCAGAUGAGGCUCUUCACUUCCGUGGCAAGACUUUGACUCCUGAGAGCCCUCGGCCGCUACACGUCGCGGAACCGGCCAACAUUCCGGUGUUGCAGAAUCAAAUGGACCCCAUUUUCAACGAUACGUCGACAUACGAGAAGACAGAGUUUGCGCUCGGAGGUGGUCAGCAUGUCCCCCACGCCGCUCCCAGGUCCCAACCGCAACAACAGCAAAAUGGCCAACUACCAUUAGAACAGCAUGUUGCUGCAGGGUCGCAGUCGGCUGGCGUGAGGGGCGGCGCAGGUCAGAUGCAGGAUUUGGGCCAGCAGCAGCAGCAACAACAACAAUAUCAACAUCCAGGUAGUUACCACACUGGUUCUCUUUCGGGGAAUGAAAUGAUGGGCAAGAAUGAAACGAGUUCCUCUGCUGCUGCAUUUCCUCCAAACCUAUCUGCACCUACUACCACCACCAACGCUACUACUGUUGAUACUGCCACUACAUCCGGGAUCCGGAAUGAGGCAGAAAGAAACGAUUCUCUAACAGCUCUUCCUCUUUCAGAUCCUUCUGUUAAUUCCCUGCCCCACCAAGCCUCCCUUAACCGCCCCCCUCCUCCCUCCUCGUCCCAUGCUCCUCAGGGUUUCCCCGCCGCGAACGAGGUAGACCACCCCAUGACGGACUGGGCUGCGCCCGCUGCGCCCGAGGCUCGCCUAGAUACCACCCGAGCCUCAUCUCAUGAUAAUGCACCUAGCUCUGGUGAGGGUGGUGUGGAUUUCCAAAACCUCCUUGAUAAUCUCCCCUCUUCCUCAGCCGUUCCAUCUGCCCUUUCGGUCUCGGAGACGGCUCCCUCAUCGAUGCAAAAUUAUGCCUCUGCUAUCCCUCAAGCAACAAAUAACGCAGAUGGCGCAUCCGAUGAAGCCCUCCAGAACCCCAUGGGUCUCCCCCCUCGUCCCCCAGCCCAGGAGGACCCUGCACAUCCAAACUACCACCCUAGCGAUGAUGUUAGUGCCUAUCAUCAGCUUCCUUCUCAAUCCUCCAUUCCUCCCACCUCUUAUCCUUCCCAGCCACAGAGUAAUAAUAAUCAUCAGUCAAAUCUCGGGGCUCCAGCACUAGCAGCUGCUGGUGCUCCCGGCACCUCUUCGGGCGCCAGCUCUUUGCCUCCUCCGCCAGGUCUCAGUCUUGAGAAGACGGAAUCUUCUAGUGCUGAAACCCAGGACUCGUCGUCUCCUCAUAAAAAUGGUCGCACAGAGAAAUCCAUUGCCCGCUCGUCCAAGAAUAAUGACGAGGAUGCACCCUGGGGCCCCGAGGUACAGCGGAAGUAUGACGACUUCUUGCAUAACGAAAGAAUCUAUGUAACAGAAGGUCUUUGGGAUCGUUUCCCUCCAGGGUCCAGAUUGUUUGUUGGAAACCUUCCCACCGAACGAGUUACGAAGCGUGAUCUAUUCCAUAUUUUCCACAAAUACGGCAAACUGGCGCAAGUGUCGAUCAAACAAGCGUAUGGUUUUAUCCAGUUCCUUGAAACUUCGUCCUGCAAGAAAGCCUUGGAUGCGGAACAAGGGGCAGUGGUGAGAGGGAGAAAGAUCCACCUCGAAAUCUCGAAACCACAAAGAAACACGAGACCCGGCCCGGCUCCCCCUGAACCGCAACGAGCUCCUGCUCCCAGACGCUCUAGGUCCCCUCCCGAGUUCAGAGGCGGCCCGUCGAACGGUCGCAGUUUGCGAGCACCCGGAGAUCGCUACGAUCGAAAUUACGAACCCGCUGGCCGCUUGCCAUUCAGUGAUUUCCGGGACGAGUUGACCCAUCGGAGACGAGACGAUUAUCGGCCACCGCCCCGAUCACCCUCCCCUCGUGGAUUCCGUGGAAGAGAUGGGUACCGAUCCCGGGACAGAACACCAGAGCGAUAUGAUCGACGUGAUCGUAGGCGUUCUCGGUCGCCACCAUAUGGCAGGGAUCGAAGAUAUCGGUCACCCAGCCCACGGGGUCGUUCAUACGAUAGUGACGUAGACUUACCCGUGCCCAGACGAGUGCCGAGGGACAUCCCGGAUGUACAAAUCUUGGUUCUCGAGGAGGUGGAUAGAAACUUCAUCUUCCAUGUCGAAAACUCCUUCCGCAAUCGUGGCCUGCGGGUUGAUGUCUUGGUCUUAGGCCCGCGGAUUCCUUUGAACGCUGCUGUUCAACGCCAAAUCGUUGAGGGUGUGCUUGCGGUUGUUCGACUUGCGCGGCCAAAUCAAUUCUCAAGGAAGAUUCCGUUACAAGUUUUCGACCGCAGCGGUGGACCAGACAAUCUCCGCUUCAAUGACUAUCCCGAAUUGGAACCCAAUAUGGCCGCUGAAAUCGUUUUCCAUGCGCAGCUCCAGCGCGGUGGUCCCCCGGUGCCUUUCACAUCGGCCACCCCAUUCGGGAUCCCGCCGCUCCCCCCCCCUGUUCAAAUCCCACAGCCACCGCUGCCACCGUUAUCGAAUCAAUCAAAUGUUGCCAACAUAAUGCCAUCCCUAGACGGCUCCGCGUUGCAAUCAAUUUUGUCUGCGCUUCAGCAGCGACCUGCCGUCCCAGCUGUACAGCCACCGGCGUUUCCACCGCCGAAUACUCCUCAAGCGCCUGCAGAUCUGGCCAGCAUUUUGAAUAAUGCGACUCGGCCACCUGUUACUGCUGCUCCGCCGCCACCUAUGCCUCCGCAGCCUUUCCCUGUCCAAGCUCCAACUCCCCAAAUGGUUCCGGAUCCGAACCUAUUGUCGCUAUUGAGCAAAGGCCUCGGGGGACAACAGCCCCAGACUCAUCAGGGUCCCAUGGGUCCUCAGGUCCAGAACAUCAUCAACCAACUGACAAAGUGGAAACAAUGA